GACCCGCCCGAGCUGGCCACGGCGUGCGUGCGCUAGACACGAGACAAACACUUGCCAGUAGCUAGCUUGAGGUCACGAUUAAGCACGGGCUUGGGUUGAGCGCGAUGGACGCGGCGGCGCAGGCGGGGAGGAGGAGGCCGUCGGAGGUGAGGGCGGAGGGGCUGAUGCGGGGCGCGUGCGCCGCCCUGGCGACGGCGUCGGCGCUGCUCAUGGGGCUGGACACGCAGACGGAGACGGUGCUGCUCAUCAGGAAGAAGGCCACCGUCAAGGACGUCCACGCCCUCUGGGUGCUGACGGCGGCGGCCGGCGCGGCGGCGGGGUACCACCUGCUACACCUGCUCCGGUGCCUCUACCUCGGCCGCUUCGCCCACAACCCCUGCCGCAACAGCAGGGCCUUGGCAUGGGCUUUCUUCCUCCUCGACAAGGGGUGCGCGUACGUGACGUUCGCGGCGACGGUGGCGGCGGCGCAGGCGUGCCUGAUCGCGCUGGACGGCGCGCAGGCGCUGCAGUGGAACAAGGUCUGCAACAUCUUCACCCGCUUCUGCCAGCAGGUCGCCGGGAGCCUCGUCUGCGGCGGGCUCGCCGCCGCCGGCACCGCCGUCCUCUCCGCGCUCUCCGCCCGCAACCUCUUCCGCCUCUACCCGUCGCUCUCCCGCCCGCACCCGCAGCGUUCCUCCUCCACAAAGUAGGCGGCCCGGCCACACCACCACGGUGGGCUCCCGAUGAUAGCUAGCUAGUGCUCUUGAGCCGGAAAGAGACACUCGGCCCGGCUACGCCCGAGCGACUACUUCUUCUUGGGCUUCUCUUCUGUUUGGUUAUGUUGCUAUUAGUGUGAGAAGACUGCUCUGGAAAAAAAAAACUAGUGUGACGUGAAUGUGUGUACUGCAGUAGCGUAUUUGCCCCAGAAAAUAUGUAUUAGUGUGUCUGUAUGUAUGUAUUCUCCGUGUAUUGUUCA
Triticum aestivum (bread wheat) is the source of this 955-nucleotide messenger RNA. Its product is annotated as CASP-like protein 2C3. The transcript is spliced from 3 exons. Bases 105 to 689 code for a protein of 194 amino acids. Lineage: Eukaryota; Viridiplantae; Streptophyta; Magnoliopsida; Poales; Poaceae. The record is from RefSeq and is a predicted model, not a curated record.